GCUAUAUUAUAAAAUGAAGAUAAUGAAUAAAUUAUAGGUAAAUCUACUUUAAUAAGAGUGUCAUAUGGAAGUGAAAAGGCUGUGAAUGAGACUUGUUGCUGUGUCUGCUGGGCGGGUCUAAAUGCUGCUGUGUGUCUCCAUGCGGGGGGUGUCAAUUGAAGGGGAGGAAAAAAAAAAAAAAAAAAGAAGGGAGUGAAGGGAGUUACCUCUCAGCAGCAGCAGAGAUAUGAGACCGGGCCAUUUUCCACUCGGUCCGCUUUUCUAUUAAAAGAAGGAAAAAAAUCACGAAAAUCACUGGGUGGAGGAAAAAAAGAAGAAGAAGAGAGCACAGCAGCAGCAGCAGCAGGAGCGUCAUUAUUAUUAUUCUACUGCUGGAGGAUCUGUCGGUCGGUGUGUCUGUGCGUGUUUUUACGUCGCUCGGUGCGUGUUUACGGUGCAUGCACAGUAUCUCCUCUGCGCGUGUUUACAAGUUGUUUGAACGAAGAGCCACAAACCUGAGAGGAGGGAAGGACGAGAAAGACCGAGGAAGGAAGGAAGGAAGGAAGGAAGGAGGGAUGGUGGACAAUUCAAGCAGUAGUAAGGCACAAAUGCCCAGCAUGUCUCAGGAACCUGGUGUGGCCUUUCCUCAGAGCGCCUCUACAGGGGGGAUGAAGCUGGAGGCGGUAAUGGAGCAGCUCCAGCGCCAGCAGCAGGCCCGGCUGGAAAUGGAGCGCAAGGAGAGGAAGCUGCGAGAGGCCCACAUCAUGUAUGCCCAGCAGGUAGCCGCCCAGCAGGCCAUCCUGGCGGCUGCCCGGGCUUCUGGGGCCAGCUUCAUGGGCAAAGGCCUGGCUGGAGUUGUCCCCGGUGUUGGGUUGCCUCCCAGGGUCUCCAAUCAGAGCAGCGUGGACUCGGAAAGAGAGGAUGACGAGGACAGAGGCCGGUAUUCUGGGGAUGAGGACGACGACAAUGAGAUGAUGGAGGGGGACGAGGGCAGUGACGAGGAUGAGGCAAGUGCCAGCGGUCUGGAGUUCCUCCGCAAGCAGACCCUCGCUUUGCAGCAGAGUGCGUCCCGCAUCCCGGCCCGUCCGUACGGCAGUUACUCCGCGUCGGCCCCCCAGAGGGCUGCAUCCCCACCUAUCAGAGUGAAGCAGGAACCUGACGAGGGCCUGUCUCCAGCGGGGCCUCACUCUGCUACCUCUCCAAACGGACAGGCCGACUGGGGAUUAGACGAUCACUUCAGACAGAAUGGGAGUGCAGGCUGGGCGGAUGAGGCUGACAGUAACAGAGGAAGAGGAGAGGCCUCCAGAGACUUUGCUAAGUUGUAUGAACUGGACAAUGACCCCAAAAGGAAGGAGUUUUUGGAUGACCUCUUCACCUUCAUGCAGAAACGAGGAACACCAGUCAAUCGUAUCCCCAUCAUGGCCAAGCAGGUCCUGGAUCUGUAUAUGCUGUACAAGCUGGUGACGGAGAAGGGAGGCCUGGUGGAGGUCAUCAACAAGAAGAUCUGGAGAGAAAUCACAAAGGGACUCAACCUGCCUACCUCCAUCACUAGUGCAGCUUUCACUCUGCGCACACAGUACAUGAAAUACCUGUACCCGUUCGAGUGCGAGAGGAAAGGCCUCAGCUCCCCAGGUGAGCUCCAGGCCGCCAUCGACAGUAACCGGCGUGAGGGUCGUCGUCCGAGCUACAGCAGCAGCCUCUUCCGCUUCUCCCCCUCUCCCAGCACAGCUCCCCACAUCCUCUCACCUCCCAAGAUGCACCUCUCAGCUUUGGGGGCAGGGGCCUCGGGGGCCUUCAACGGCCUCCAUACCUCACCAGGACACUCUCUGAAGAAAGAUGACCUUGCCUCCUCCAUCAUGGCAGCGAGACCCUCCAUGGCACUAGCCCUAGGUCACCAUCAGGUGGCGGGUUUGGCAAGAGCCGCCACGCUGGAGCAGCUGAGAGAAAAGCUGGAGACCGGCGGCGGAGGAGAGGGGCCAGAGAGGAAGAUGGCCCGCCUGGCGGAAGAGCAGCAGCGCCUGAUGCAGCAGGCUUUCCAACACAACCUGCUGGCCAUGGCUUCCCAGAUGCCCAUGAACCUGCGCUUGGGAGCCCCCACCAUCACCACCAGAGAAGAAAGGCAGCAGGACAUGUCUCUGAGCAUCUCAACCAAUGGAAAUGCCAGCAUCACUGUCUCAGUGGAAGUCAAUGGCACAAUCUACUCAGGAACCCUGUUUGCCCAGAAGUCUGGCGGGGCCCCGGGCCCCUCUGUGUCGGCUGCUGCUGCUUCAGCCUCCCCCGCUGGAACCAGCACUAGCUUUGGCUUCUCUGCACCCCUGGCUCAGACCCUCAGCCCCACGUCCUCCUCCUCCUCCAAGGGUUCCGGCUCGGCUGAGCAAGCCCCCAGCGGGUCACCCUAAAACUCAGGCUGCCCUUUGUACCUGCUCCCCAGGCCUCUCUUCCACCGGGAGGCCCAGCAAGAAUACAGUACAAUGAGAAACCCGCUAAGAAUAACAAACUGUUGCACAACAAAUACCUCAUCAACCCUGUCAACCUCUUGGCUGUCCAAUCAUGAACACAGAGCCCAAGAAUAUUAUAUGACAGCACGUGCCCAAAACGCACAGCUAUGCAUUUUAUUCAACAGACAAACACAUACACGCACUACACUACAAACACACACACAAUUAUACACGUACAGACACACAAUCGACACACAGACACUUGUUAAUCCUAAUGUACAUGCUAAACACAAUCAGCUCAGCCAAAACCCACUGACAGGUGUAGUCACAACUGAACUUGAAAAGUUUUAUCUUAGGAUGUUUUUUGUUUGUUUGUUGCCAUUUUGUUGUCUUUUUUUUUUUUUUUGAUUUUGUGUUUUUAGAAUGAUUUUGUUUUUAGUUUUUUUUUUCUCUUUUUACAUACCUCAAAUCAAGUAACCUGCAGUGGUGUCUUUACCUCAGGAGCUGUAGUAUAUUUAACCUGAAUCAACUUUAUUUUUAUAUUCUUUUUGACCUAGUUGCAAUCAGGGGAGGUCGGGUAACUCUCGCCAGUGGAACCUCAUGUACAGAGCAGCACCCACCUCACAGUCGCAGGCCUCCAACCUUGGCCGCUCAGGUUUCUUCAACACACUGUAGACUCUUUGCUCAACCCAAAACUGGUGAAUGAUCAGAUGCUGUAGAUCAGCACAUUAAAUAAUUUCAUAACUCCGCCCUCAGUUCAGAUAAGUCCGUUAUAUUGGUUGGAAGGUUAUUGAUGUACGCAAACCUCCCAAUACGGACGUGAUUUCAUCAAACUCUCACUAGCAAUGCACAAGAUUUUUAUGUCCACCUAAAAUUCAACUUAUUGCAGGUCCGCACAAACUGUCUUUAAACACGUAGCGCACAAAGUUGGGGGGAACGGCAACGCUAAUCCACCCACAGCAGGCCUCAUUUCUCCACCCGGCUCCUGUCUACGUUACAGAGAGGUAGCAGAGAAUCAGGUUUGUUGCCCCCCCCCCCCCCCCCCCCACACACAUUUUAUUUGUGCAUCCUUCCUCCAGCCACAGAGCUGAACAUCAACCUGACAGCGUCAUCAUAGUUCUCAGGCGUCGUUCCGGCCUCUCUGCUCUGGAGGGCAUCUCUCUCAGGAAGCAACGUGACAACUGCAAGGAAUCGCUGUUUAAUUUAAAGAAAAGAAGAAGGGAUUCGUACCUGAAGAAUGCACAAGUCUACACGGCUGUUCAAGAAUACCUCAGACUCUCCCAAAAAGGAGAGCUACACUACAUACCUCAUACGGCUGCAAAGCCACCAAGAAGACUUAACGCCGCAACCCGUGAUGGACAUCCUACCUGAACUGACGUGAACGUACCGACACACUGCUGGUGGUUUUUGGGGACAAACGGAACCGGGAUGGGCUCGCUAUCUCUCUCCUCCUGUGUUCACAUGUAUAACUUGUUUUAUGCUUGCUUCCUUUCUUUUCUUUUUUUGGUUCCUCAAGUUGUUGUCUGAGAAGAGUGAUAUAUCUGCUUUUUUUCUUUCAGGGAAGAGGAAACGAAUAGUUAGUUCCUCGCUGACACUUCUAGAUUUGUAGGAUUGUGAACGGGUUUCAAAGUCGCGGGGGUCAGAAAGAUUAAAAACAAUCGACCAUGUUAACCUUAAAUUUGACUGUGAGCACCUGAAUCACGGUCAACGCGUCUUUUUUUUUUUUCCACAACAGCGGCGAAAUGAUAUGCAUGUGUACAAUCAUGUGACCAGCGUUUUGACACCCCGAUCUUCUGGUUCACGUUAGCCUCUGGUUAUUGCACAGCUAGAUACCAAAGACUAGCCAGGUCGCUCCUCUUGAUUUAUCCCUCGUACAAUCCUGCCAACACCUUCUGUGGUGCACAGUAAGGCAGUUCAAGGUCUGUUUUGGACUGCAUCUCAUUUAAUCUGAUUUUGAGUUUUUUCUUAAAGCAAGUGAAAAUAUCACUCGGUUUAGUGAGGUGAGGUAAAUUCCUGUAUUUCACUUUUUACGGCAUAACUUGAUUGUUAAAUACAUUUAUGACUGGAUGAAAGACUCAAAAUCUGAUUACACGACAUGUACAGUUAGCAGAUAUUUAAUUAGUUAUCCAGAACAGUAGCCCAGAUGCUGUGGCUUUCCUGUGCUCUCUCCAUAAUUUAAUCCUUUACAUUUAUGGGGGCUGUUUUUUAACACCCAGUGUGGAUGCACGCCCUCUCCACCGGUGUGGACGGAGGCCCAAAAGCCCUGGCCCCUUUAUUAAAACACCCACGUUCUGAUAAUCCAGAAACACCUGGAUUAUCCCUUCACUUGUAAUGUAUUUUUCUCCCUUUUAAAGUCAAUUUUUAGCAUUUUGAAAUACCAACAAAGGAUGAAUUUUCUAGCUUUAUCCGUGUUGAAUGUGAGGCAUUUUAACCGUUUAGAAACCUCUCUAAGCCCAGUGUGAUCCGAGGUGGGCCGCCUUGUUGCUUUUACUAGACUGUAUUUUAGCCAUUACGUGUCAGGUUUUGCAGAUGUUUUGCAGUGCAGAUCACAGUCGAGGGUUUUCAGGACGGCGGCGGUGGUCCUCUUGGUGUACUCUUCAGAACCCUGUAUGACACAUAACUGUAUUUUAUAAAGGUGAGAACUGUAGAUGCUGCCUUAAAGUAGUUGCUGGUGAGAUCCGGCCAGUUUUCACUAACUCGACUGGCUGGGAAAAUGUCCUUCUCUUCAAGCUUAAUCCUUUGGAGAGUAAUCACAUUUUAUUUUGUUAAACAAUUCAAUCAGACGUUAGACACCAGUUGUCAUUCAUGCUGUUGGUAACAACUGAGUUUGGCUAUUUAUUUGUGUGUGUAUUUUUUCUUUUCUUUUUUCGUCCUGGUGGACCUUGUUUUUAGUAACAGUUGAGCUUAAUCCUUUAGGCUGCGUUACUGAAACAUCUUCUUGUUUCUAAAGUCCAGGCUUUCUGUUUCAUCUGCUUAGUCUAAGCAAUGACUGUUUGAUAGUGUAGCUUCACUGCCUUUGUGUGUGCGUGCGUGUGUGUGUGUGUGCGUGUGAGUGUGUGCAAGCAGGUUCAGUAUACAGUAUGUGGUUGCAGUUCUACCAUGUGGAGUAUCCCACCUACAUACACUUGUAAUACCAUUAGGGGUACAGCAGGUGGCGCCACUUCCACGUCUAUUAUAUCACAGGAGGAGGUUAUUGCUCAAACAUAUGAGUUUUGAUGACAUUUGUAGAAAUCUUUAAUUAAAUGGGGUCCAUCGAGCUCCCAUUUAGUGUACUGGGAACUUCCCAUUACACCCACUAGUCGUCUUCUGCAUUUGAAUGGCACUUUGCGGUUCGUUGUUUAGGGAGUUGAAAGUAUUGAGGGUUGGUCAUUCACUUCUCCUCUCUGAUCUCUGGGCUUCAAGCCAGCAACCCCUCCCCGGUCACCUCACCAAGCUCUUGCCCCCUGAUUUGCUGUGUGGAUGAGUAUAUAUGAUGUGUUGUGUGCCUGUGAGCCUGCAUGUGUGUGUGUGCGUGAGUGUGUGUGUGUGUGUGUGUGUGUGUGUGUGUGUGUGUGUGUGUGUGUGUGUGUGUGUGUGUGUGCGUCUAUUAGAGACCGCCCCUACCUCGUCAUACCACAAUACCUCAGGGCAGUGGGCUGCAGUCACUGUUGCGUUCGAUAUUGAAGCUGCAUUGGGGGGACGAGUGCUGACGGAAGCUGCGGUCACUUCGCUGAAUGCAACAUUGGUUUUGGUUUUGCAUUUUUUUGAAUUUGUGUCGUCAGUAACUGUAGGCGAGGUCUCGUCACUCAGGAAGCUGUGAAGUUGGAAGUCUGCAGAACCUUUUGUCUCUCAGAUGAUUUUGGAGUUAAUUCAGUUUUAAAUUGUUUAAAAGAACUAACCUGAUCUGUGUAAAAACAGGCGCAUAUGCAAGUGGUUAUCGAAUACCUCAUUUAUCAAUUUUAUGUUGUUGUUGUUUUUGGCUUGUACAAUGCUCCGUAUAUUAAUUCAACUGUGGGGUUUGUGCAUAUUUUUGUACUGUUAUUAUUAUUAUGGACAUGGUAAUAAUGAUAUUACUGAUAUUAUAGUUUUCUCUUUGAUUAAAGCAAACAAAAAAAUAGGACAAAACACAUGAAUGCUUGUAAAAACUGGUUUGUGCUGAUUGUAUUUAAGAGGAGCACUUUUCCAAAGUGGUUUUCACACAUUCAGUUUUGUUCAUAUUAGUAAUAUAAAGAUAUGGUUCUCAGGGCUUUAAACUUGUAUGUCAUGAUAAAGUUUUACUUUAUAUCUUA
Molecule: messenger RNA, 6685 nt
Organism: Sebastes umbrosus (honeycomb rockfish)
Lineage: Eukaryota; Metazoa; Chordata; Actinopteri; Perciformes; Sebastidae
Product: AT-rich interactive domain-containing protein 3B-like
Exons: 9
Coding region: 438-2378 (646 amino acids)
Biological process (GO): regulation of transcription by RNA polymerase II
Cellular component (GO): nucleus
Molecular function (GO): DNA binding
Source: RefSeq, a predicted model, not a curated record